This is a messenger RNA of Jaculus jaculus (lesser Egyptian jerboa), 3293 nucleotides long. It is a transcript of the gene Coro2b, whose product is annotated as coronin 2B. Bases 82 to 1524 code for a protein of 480 amino acids. Gene Ontology annotation, biological process: actin filament organization. The record is from RefSeq and is a predicted model, not a curated record. NCBI's taxonomy places the organism in Eukaryota, Metazoa, Chordata, Mammalia, Rodentia, Dipodidae. The transcript is spliced from 12 exons. Gene Ontology annotation, molecular function: actin filament binding.
CGGUCCCCGCGCGCUGCCCGCCCCGGAGGAGCGCGGGCCCCCCUGAAGCCCGGUCCCCGCAGCACCGCCGCCACUUUCUGCAUGACUGUCACAAAGAUGUCCUGGCGUCCGCAGUACCGCAGCUCCAAGUUCCGGAAUGUGUAUGGGAAGGUGGCCAACAGGGAGCACUGCUUCGACGGGAUCCCCAUCACCAAGAACGUGCAUGACAACCAUUUCUGUGCCGUCAACGCCCGCUUCCUGGCCACUGUCACCGAGAGCGCCGGAGGUGGCUCCUUCCUGGUCAUCCCCCUGGAGCAGACAGGCAGGAUUGAACCUAACUACCCCAAAGUGUGCGGCCACCAGGGCAAUGUGCUGGACAUCAAGUGGAAUCCCUUCAUCGACAACAUCAUCGCCUCGUGCUCCGAAGACACUUCGGUGCGGAUCUGGGAGAUUCCUGAGGGCGGGCUGAAACGGAACAUGACCGAGGCACUCCUGGAGCUGCACGGGCACAGCCGACGAGUAGGGUUGGUGGAAUGGCACCCUACCACCAACAACAUCCUGUUCAGUGCUGGCUAUGACUACAAGAUCCUCAUCUGGAACCUGGACGUGGGCGAGGCCGUGAAGAUGAUCGACUGUCACAAGGACGUGAUCCUCUGCAUGUCCUUCAACACGGACGGCGGACUGCUCACCACCACGUGCAAGGACAAGAAACUGCGCGUGAUCGAGCCCCGCUCGGGCCGUGUUCUGCAGGAGGCAAACUGCAAAAACCACCGAGUGAACCGGGUGGUGUUCCUGGGCAACAUGAAGCGUCUUCUCACGACAGGGGUCUCCAGGUGGAACACCAGGCAGAUCGCCCUCUGGGACCAGGAGGACCUGUCCAUGCCGCUGAUUGAGGAGGAGAUCGAUGGUCUCUCUGGCCUCCUGUUUCCCUUCUAUGACGCUGACACCCACAUGCUCUACCUGGCUGGAAAGGGGGAUGGCAACAUCCGCUACUAUGAGAUCAGCACGGAGAAACCCUACCUGAGUUACCUCAUGGAGUUCCGCUCCCCUGCCCCUCAGAAAGGCCUAGGGGUCAUGCCCAAACACGGGUUGGAUGUGUCAGCCUGCGAGGUCUUCCGAUUCUACAAGCUGGUGACACUCAAGGGCCUGAUUGAGCCCAUCUCCAUGAUUGUACCCCGGAGGUCAGAUUCCUACCAGGAGGACAUUUACCCCAUGACACCAGGCACGGAGCCAGCUCUGACCCCGGAUGAGUGGCUGAAAGGCAUCAACCGAGAUCCUGUGCUGAUGUCUUUGAAGGAUGGCUAUAAGAAGUCUUCAAAAGUGGUAUUUAAAGCCCCCAUCAGAGAAAAGAAGAGUGUGGUAGUCAACGGCAUAGAUUUAUUAGAAAACGUCCCACCCAGGACAGAGAACGAGCUGCUCCGCGUCUUCUUCCGGCAGCAGGACGAGAUCCGGCGGCUGAAGGAGGAGCUGGCCCAGAAGGACAUCCGCCUGCGGCAGCUGCAGCUGGAACUGAAAAACCUGCGCAACAGCCCCAAGAACUGCUAGCCCCGCCGUGGGGGGCUGUUUUCUACACUGAGCGCUCUGUUCUUUCUACUCGCCCCUUAACUGACCUCCUCCAACCCCCCCCCCCCCCGCCCACCCGCCCACUUUAAUCCAGUGAGCCCAGAGACCGAGACUGGAGCUGGGGGCCAGCUGGUGGACCCCACCUACCACCUCAAGAACUGGAAGCUGACCCGUGACCUCACGCUAAUACUAGUCCCCAGCCUUUUCUGGACACCCUUGCCCUUUGCUGGCAACCCCUUGCCCCUCCUCCACCCCAGGAGCCAGGCUCCCUGUUGGUUGACUCCCCAGAGGGGCGUCCUCCAGGGAGCAAGGGCGGGGGGGGGGAGGGGGGAGCAGGGUUACAGCUGGACUUAAAACUUGAACUUUUCCCCCACAGAGGAGCUGCCAGGACCCUGGGACGGGGGGCUUAAGCAUCACUGCGGAAGUACAGUGAGGAAUAGACCGGGGGUAGGGCGGCUCCUCCCCCCUCCCCCUCACUGGGCUGCCCUACAACACCCCAAGUCUCCUGACCCAAGGGUGAGCAGCCAGCAGCCCUCUCCCUUCCGUCUUGUCCCCUCCCCUGCCCCUCUUGUCUUCAGGGAAUGAAGAGGAUUCUCCAAGGCCAUAACGACCCCUUGUCCUCUCCGCCCCCACACACAGUUCUCUUCUAAGCUCUUGCACACUCUUUCCCCAAAUUUCUAAGCCAGGCAGGGUAGGGGACUAAUGUCCCCCAUUUGUCAAGUGACAGAACUGAAGGUUGCAAUCAGGAAGCGACUUGCUGAGUAACCCAUGGGUCAGCAGUAGAUUAAGAACCAGGACCCUGGGCAUCUCAGCCCUAAGACCAAGGCCCACCCCACUGGAUUGAGAUGCCAAUCCCACGGUGGGCUUCAUCAGAACAGGAACAGGGAGCCACUUCUACUGUCCUGCCCAACAUCGGUAGUGCCAAUGUGUCCUUCACGCUCCGUGCCCCUGGACCCUCCUGGCCGGUAUCCUUGGUUCUCACCCCAUGAGGCCUCUCCCUUCAGGAAGCCGAGGUUGAGAAGGGUGGAGCUCAGUCCUGGGACUGGCAGAGCAAGGGUCUGCUGGCCCUGGGGACACGCUGCACGUGUCUCUCCCUGCCCCUAUCUCGGCCACUUUCAGCCUUACGUACACAGAAUGACCACAGCCACUCCAUCCACAUAGCACUUUAAACGUUUACACCGUUCUCUGACACAUAGGAUCUCGUGAACUCUCACGCCGGCUCCAUCUUCCAGUGGCGGAAACAGAGAAGUGGCCCGAGCGGACCACGACUCUGACAUGCCGCGGUUCCUUUGGUCUUCUGCAUGCUUCCCUCCCCUCCCCCACUUCCUCCUUUUCUCAUCCCAUUUCCCAUUAACCAUAGAGUCUGAACACACUGCUGUCAGAAUAGUCACCUUUUGGGGUGGGGGAUAUCAGGGGAUCAAGAAAAGGAGUGUCCACUCUUCUGUGUCUCUGGACACUCUAUGCCUGCCCUUCCUGUAACCACCCUGCAGAACUUCCCAUCUACGGAGGCCCUCCGGAGGAGCUGAGAGGGGACAGCCCGCAGCCCCAGGGUCUCUCCUGUGGGACCUUCCUCCCCUCAGCCAGCUGAAGCGGCCAUCUCCUCUCCCCACCCCCACGGCUAGACGGCUCUCAUCGCCUCCCCCACUCUACUGGGGCUUUUCUUUCUCCCCAUCGACCUUUGUGGUCCUCUGUGAUUAUUUAUGCUGCCUCCCAAGGAUAGAAUUGAAAUAAAAUGUUUUCAUCUUAUCAAA